AUGAUGGACAGCCGGAUCCUGGAGGCGCCUCACGCCCAGUUCGGAGGCUCCAUGGUGGGCUUCCCGUACCACCUGAGCCACCACCACGUCUACGAGCUGGCGACCGGGCACCAGCUGCAGUCCGCCGCCGCCGUGCCCUUCUCCAUAGACGGAUUACUCAAUGGGUCGUGCGCGGCGUCGGUCGGCGGCUCCAACGCGCUGCUGGCGUCUGGCUGCGGGAUGAACGGAGACAAUCAGCCGUACAAGCUGACAGACUCGGGGGACCUUGACAAGGAGAGUCCCGGCUGCAAGAGGCGAAGGACGCGCACCAAUUUCACCGGCUGGCAGCUGGAGGAGCUGGAGAAGGCUUUCAACGAGAGCCACUACCCGGACGUGUUCAUGAGGGAGGCUCUGGCCCUCAGACUGGACCUGAUCGAGUCCAGGGUGCAGGUCUGGUUCCAGAACCGCCGGGCCAAGUGGAGGAAGAAGGAGAACACCAAGAAAGGUCCGGGCCGACCCGCGCACAACGCGCACCCGACCACCUGCAGCGGGGAGCCCAUGGACCCGGAGGAGAUCGCCCGGAGAGAACUGGACCGGCUGGAGAAGAAGAAGCGGAAGCAGGAGCGCCGCCUCCUUAAGGCCCAGAACAAGCACCUGCACGGGGAUCUAUUUCACACCCCGGGAUCGGACAGCGACAGCGGCAUGUCUCACGUCACCGACAGCGACCACACCAGCUCGGCCUCGCAUUUGGACCUGCCGUCCCACUCGCUGCACACCCCGGCCCACAACCACAGAGACCAGGACGCCUGCGGCUCCGAGCUGGACUCGGCGGACGCCAGCCACCGCCCCAGCCCCGGUGCCAACCGGACAUCCGGGCUGUCGAAACCCAACCCGUUCAGCGUGGAGAGCCUACUCUCGGACUCCGGACCCAGACGCAACACCGCGGCCUUACCCGCCUCCCGAGGGCCCCUCGUCGGGAAGGGACACUUCCUCCUCUACCCCAUCACGCAGCCGCUUGGAUUCAUAGUCCCGCAGACCGCCUUAAAAACCACUUCCAACCCGGACAGCGGCUCCGAGAGCCCGGCGGAGAGGAACCGCGGCGGCGUGCAGUCAUGCGACGCGUCGUCGGGGCCGCGCAGGAGCGCCUCGCCCGGGGACACGGACCGGGAUCGGGCGGGGUCGGGCUCCGCCAGUCCUCAGACUUUGGCCCACGAACACGACGCGCAAGGCGGCAGGGGCCAUCUAGAGGAGAGUCCCUCUUCGGAACCGCAUGAAAAAAACGGAAUAAACCUAAGAGGAACACUUUAGGCCAUUUUAGGUCCUCCUCUCCCUUUAAGUGUCUAGCUUUUAAAAAAUGUGUCACAAACACAAAAGCUGUAAAAAUAACAAACAAUUAUACUAUUUAUAUACUUAUGUAAGGAUUUUUUCGUAAAUAAAUAUAUUGUAUACAAUCAACACAAAGCGUGUGCGACCUUAAAUGGACUUCCGGUUAGAGCCAGCCAAUCACAGGAGAGGAAAUCUCAUGCUGUGUUUUUGUAUUCUGUCAAACUCAUUUGGAGAAAAAUCUACUCCUAAGUGGUAAAA
Molecule: messenger RNA, 1563 nt
Organism: Entelurus aequoreus (snake pipefish)
Lineage: Eukaryota; Metazoa; Chordata; Actinopteri; Syngnathiformes; Syngnathidae
Product: homeobox protein unc-4 homolog
Exons: 3
Coding region: 1-1287 (428 amino acids)
Biological process (GO): regulation of DNA-templated transcription
Molecular function (GO): DNA-binding transcription factor activity, RNA polymerase II-specific; sequence-specific double-stranded DNA binding
Source: RefSeq, a predicted model, not a curated record